UAGGCCUCGGCUACCGGCUAGUUUAAAGUUUACACGCAGUCACAACAGAGACACUGACCAGUGAGGCAGAAUGUAUUGUACGUGUGUUUAUACGGUAGUUUGUACCAGGAUCUGCUUUUCUGCGAAGUGUGAACGGGCAUUCAUGGCUGCUGCAAAGGGAUGGUGGAUCUUUGCCUGGCUUGGAACAAGUUUUAUCAUUACCGCUUUAAUCAUACAGAUUAUCACCUUAUCAUGGAGAAACUGGGUCCAGUUAGAUUUCGCUGUAACCAACCAUACCGUGGAUCAUCUACAAAUCGGAUUGUGGGGAGCAUGUGUGGGUGGUGCAGAAUGCUAUUCGUUCCACGGGGAAGGAUUGCCAUGGUAUUUGCAAGCAACAGUGUUUCUGGCCAUGAUUGGAAUUUGUUUUGAAGCCCUGAUAUUUUGUUUGUGCAUUGUGGAGCUUUUAUAUCUGUGGAAUGCGAAGGGAUUCUUCCCAUUGAAACAGUCCCAGCUGUAUCUCGCUCUGGUGACUGUUGUUGUGACGUUAACGAUGGCGGUAAUUUCCGGUUCCAUGACUUUGUCUGGACUGGAAAAGGACAUGUGGAAGAUCGUAGAUGACCAGCUGCAUCUGAUGGAAGCCGGUUCAAAUGUCCGAGUGGGCCGAUUUACCGUGUCGCAAGCCUGGGGAUACCAAGUUCUCGUUUCGAUAUCCGUUAUUUGCUUCGUUAUCAUUACAAAAUCGCAACUGACGCGGAUGAGCGCCGUGCAGGACGAAGAAAGACCCGCCAACCAGCGCCGCAUUGAAGUUGUGCUCGUGUCGCCGCCGAUGUUCCGUGCUCCUAAUCUUCAGCUGCAGUACACGCCGCCUCCCGCGUAUUCCCCACCCCCCGCAUACGAUGGUCUGUAUCGCCUGGAUGAAAUGGAAACCCCCUUCAUUCUUCGUAUCGCCCAGGAGGAAAACGGAGAGUCUCGCACGUGUCGGUCUGGUACGGAUGAAGAUACGGCCACACUGAUAGCCUGACAACUGCGGUGCCAGCAUUUUCUGUAGAUUUUAAUCUCCAUAUCGUUAACGCCGUAAACCUGAUUGGGCUUCUUCGCGAAAAAAAGUGUUUUAUUUUAAAUUUGGAUAGUUUUUUCUUUCAGAUUUGGGUGGUUAUCGUGCGCCGUGCGUAGAUGUUCUGUAACGAUUUUGAUGAUGGAAAUAGUUAUUGCGAGUAUUCCGCAUUUAAAUACUGUCUGUGUAUUUAUGACGAGUAUUAAGAAGAGCUCAUAAUUUACGUGCCAAUGAUGACGUCCUACAGUAUGAGGAAGCAUAUUUGUAUUUUGUCCUAGUUUUCGUUUUAUAAAGAACCUUGA
Messenger RNA from Paramacrobiotus metropolitanus, 1335 nucleotides. RefSeq lists its product as uncharacterized. The transcript has 5 exons. The record is from RefSeq and is a predicted model, not a curated record. NCBI's taxonomy places the organism in Eukaryota, Metazoa, Tardigrada, Eutardigrada, Parachela, Macrobiotidae. Bases 71 to 1000 code for a protein of 309 amino acids.